Molecule: messenger RNA, 1638 nt
Organism: Bombyx mandarina (wild silkworm)
Lineage: Eukaryota; Metazoa; Arthropoda; Insecta; Lepidoptera; Bombycidae
Product: facilitated trehalose transporter Tret1-like
Source: RefSeq, a predicted model, not a curated record
CAGACGUACGUACAGACACGUCGAAUAAAAUACCUAAAUGAAUAAAUAAAGCAAAUGUGGUUUUUCAUUAAUGUGUACAAAACAUAUUAAUAAUUUUAAUUUCAUAGUACAAUUUAAUUGCGUUUAAAAUAAUUUAAUGAUUUUUUUAGUAAAUUUAUUCGUUAAUUUAAAAUGAAGUUCUUCGAUGUUUUCCUCAAACAAUUCAGAUUGCAAUGGAGGCAGUAUUUAGUGGCUUCUUUGGCGAGCUACGGCAGCCUCUGUACCGGCAUGUCGAUGGGAUGGACAUCACCGGUGUUGCCACAGUUGCGAGGACCCAACUCCCCGCUACCAGAACAGCCUACGUUACAACAAGAAUCCUGGAUCGGCUCUCUGCUCGUUCUCGGCGGAUUGAUCGGCCCAUUCAUCACAGUGCCAUUGUCAAAGCACGUUGGCCGAAGAUGGCUGAUUAUGGGAUCGAACGUGCCCCUCCUAUUGGGGUGGUUGCUCGCCGGAGUCACAACUAACUUGCCAACGUUGUACGUCGCGAGGUUGGCCUGGGGCUGUGCUACUGCCAUGCAAUUUGCGACAGUACCUAUUUACAUAGGAGAAAUUGCCGAGGACAAAAUCCGGGGAGCUCUGAGCGCGUUUUUCUUGUUGUUCAUCAAUAUCGGCUUUUUGUUGGCCUACGCCAUCGGUCCUUUCACCAGCUAUUGGGGCCUCACAGCCUGUGGUGGAAUUAUAUCCCUGUUAUAUCUACCGUUCUCUUGGUAUUUACCAGAAACACCGUUCUUUUUGGUGUUCAAAGGUCGUCUUGAAGAGGCAUCCUCAGUGCUGCAACAGCUUCGAGGAAAGACCAAAGAUGAAGUGCAACCUGAAUUGGAUAGCUUACAGGCGAUGAUAGCCAGAGAAUACGAGGAGGAACCCAAAAUUAGCGACUUGUGGGCCAGCAGAGGAAGCGUUAAAGCAUUGGGUAUAUGCGUGUUCCUGGCGAUGUUGCUACAGUUAUCCGGGAUCGACGUGCUGUUAUUCUACAUGGAGGAGCUGCUGGCGAAGGUCGGCACUAAGAUCUCUCCGUCUGACGGAACUAUCAUCAUGGGAGUCGUUCAGGUGGCGACGAGCUGUGUGACUCCGAUGGUCGUGGAUCGGCUGGGUCGGAAACUUCUCAUGUGGACUACUUCGCUUGGACUUACUGUAUUCCUGACCUUAAUCGGCGUUUACGCCCUUCUGGACAAUUAUUAUAAAUAUGACGUCACAUCCGUGACCUUCCUUCCGCUGCUGUGUCUAAUUGUUUAUAUGAUAUUGUUCACUUUAGGCGUUGGUCCGGUGCCGUGGAUCUUAGUGGCCGAAAUGUUCCCAUUGAAAACUAAGUGCCUCGCCAGCGGGAUAUGCUCGUUCAUGUGCUGGCUCGCUGGAUUCAUAUGGACUAGAUUUUUCCGCGACGUGGCCGCCUCCUACGGCAUCUACACCGCUUUCUGGAUCCUAUCUGUGUGCUGUGGGAUCGGGUUUAUAUUCUCUGUCGCCCUACUGCCGGAGACGAAAGGGAAAACGUUCGAUGAGAUACAGGAUUUGCUCAAUAAUAGAACGAAACAAGAUAAUCCAGGUGCUUGAACACGACCAGGAUGUAUUCACCACCUGUUUGUAAAUAAUAAAAUGUUUUUC